AUGGGGGGGGCGGCGCGCGCGGCGGGCCGUGCGGGGCUGGCGCUGUGCCAGCGCGGGCUGGCGGUGACGGGCGGGAGCCGCUUCGUGGCCGCGCGCCGCGAGGCCUGCAGUGAUGACGUCUGCUUCUUUGUCUACGACUGCACCACUGCUGAGAAGAAGCCACCGGAGGAUAAAGGUGAGGAUGAACAGCCUGUGGAUACAGGAAGUGACAACAUCCUUGCGUCUACGUUUUCCAAAUCGGGCAACUUCUUCGCUCUGACUGAUGACAACAAGCGUCUGAUUCUUUUCCGUACGCAACCUUCUUGGGAAUGCCUGAGUGUCAGGGCUGUAGUGAGGAGAUGUACCUCCCUGACCUUUACAACUUCGGAAGAGAAGAUUCUCGUGGCGGACAAGUCUGGGGAUGUGUAUUCGUUUUCGGUAAUGGAACCACACAGCGGUGGAAAACUUGAACUUGGCCACCUAUCUAUGCUGUUGGAUGUGGCCAUGAGUCCUGACGACCAGUACAUUCUCACCGCCGACCGAGACGAGAAGAUCCGGGUCAGUUUGUUCUCGGCUCCUCACAAUAUUGAGUCCUUCUGCCUUGGACACACAGAGUUCGUGAGCAGAAUAUUUGUGGUGCCAAACUGUCCAGAUCUGCUUCUUUCUACCUCAGGGGAUUGUUCCCUGAGACUCUGGGAAUACACAAGUGGAAGAGAACUGCAGUGUUGUUUUCUGAACAGCUUGAGUGAGCCUGAGGCAGCCCAAAGCGAGAAGAAAUUUGCUGGGUCAAGGAUAACCUAUUGUUGUCAAGAAAACUACAUUGCCAUUUUGGGUGACAGCAUUCCUGCAGUCUACAUCUUUCAGCUUGAUGCUGCCACCCAGCAGCUGAAUUUCAAACAGCAACUCACCUUCAGUCACAGCGUGUGGGACAUUGCAUUUGAGGAGACCCAGGGGCUGUGGAUCCUACAAGACUGCAGAGAAACAGCAAUCUUACUCUACCGACCCCAGAACGGCGAGUGGCAGCCUGCUUCCGAAAACGAAGUAUUGAAGAAAAUCUCUAGGAAUCUGCAAGACAACUGGACCAUGUUGGAGGGAUCUGCCGAAAUGGAAGGAGGCUUCAAGAACCUCUACAAGGCCACGUUCGAUAACAUGGCCACAUACUUGAAGAGGAAAGAAGAGAGACUCCAGCAGCAGCUGGAGAGAAAGAAGACAAAGAGGAAUCCACAUCCUGGGGCAAAUGGACAAGCAAAAAAGAUGAAAACAGGAGACGCACCAUGAUGGGAAUUGUCGUGGUUUGGGGUUUUCAGUACAUUUAAGAGAACCCACUUAUAUUCUGAUUUCUCCACACCUUUAACCCAGUGCUGCAGAGACUCAAAAAGGUGGCCAUGGAUGCACCACACCAGAAUUGGAGGAAAUCCUUGCAUCAAACUGAUUCUGUUAGCAUGAAGAUUUCUUUCCUGCUUAAGAGAAUAUUUACUGUACAUAUUCUCCCCUCUGCUAUAUAUUCUUCAUCCUAGCAAUUAAGGAAAAAAUACAAACCCAUCUGUAAGUUUGAAUUGAAGACCCUUCAAAUUUUCCUAGCAGAUGCACCAAAAGCCUUUUAUUUUCAUAUUGGAGGUGGGAUGUUAACCCAGGUGGCAUUUUGCUGUUUACUAAACUCCCGUCUCUAUUCCCAUUGCAAAACCUCCUUUUGCACUCCUGAAGGAAUGGUGUAUCCACAUUAAAUGGAAAACCUAGCCAGUGGAUGAUUUUUCUAGUUGAACACCGUGCUACAAAACUCCAGCAGAAAUCAUCCCCUGAGCUUCGAUAACCACUGAAGAGCCUCUUUCUUUGCAGCUCUCCAGACAGCUUCACUUUCCAGGUCAAGUACUUUUUUUAAAAAAGACCUUUUCUCUGACUAAAAGCUUUCAUUUUUUUUUUUUUUUCAUUUUGAAUGAUUUGGUAUCACCUGAGUUUCUUCAGUCAUAUCACAUAUGAUAGUUUCUUUGGGGUCAAUGAAGCAGUUUUGCAUGUCUGAAAGCGAUUUGUGUGUGGAGUUUGAAGAAUCCACACCAAAAACCCUCUGUUUCGUUUUGCUUUCAACCAUUAAAAAUUCAAGAGAAGAGCACCCUCAGAACUAAAUGUUGUCUCUUCAAAGCUUUAAAGAAAGCUCUUUAAGAACUAGACUUGCAUGAAAGACUAGUUUAUGUAAAGAAAAAUUCAUCCAUUGGACAGUAAUUUAAAACAAAGUGGUACAAGUGAAAGGCAGCAGUUUGCCUUUUAGGUGGCCUUUUUGUUCAAGAAGAAACAUCUGUCAAAACAAACAGUUCCAUAAUGAUGUAUUUGAAAGUUCCUCUAAGUAGAAGUUCUGUGUGGUCCUGACUGCAGGCUGGGCGGUUUGGGGAGGCAGAGAAACAACAGGAUAAAAUGACUUUUCAAGGUCUUUUCCAAACUUCACAGUGUAUGAUUCUGAGCACAGUUUAAAUGUCAGCAUCUUAUUUAUUAACUGGCCCACUUGUUUCCUCUGGCAUGUAAUAAUGCUCUGUAUUAUAUAACUUACAUUUCUAUAGGGCUUUCACAUUUCAUACAUCUGCACCGUGUUGUGAAACUUGACAUAUGGCAUCUGCUAUUACACUUGGGAGCUACUAAUGGGAGCUAAAAAGAAGCCAGUGAAUGGCUGUUUUUGCCUUAAAAAGAAAUUCUAGUGCUAUAAAGCAGCCAGUUUAA
Ornithorhynchus anatinus (platypus) is the source of this 2685-nucleotide messenger RNA. RefSeq names its product WD repeat domain 4 (gene WDR4). NCBI's taxonomy places the organism in Eukaryota, Metazoa, Chordata, Mammalia, Monotremata, Ornithorhynchidae. The transcript is spliced from 11 exons. Gene Ontology annotation, molecular function: protein binding; tRNA (guanine(46)-N7)-methyltransferase activity. Gene Ontology annotation, biological process: RNA (guanine-N7)-methylation. Gene Ontology annotation, cellular component: tRNA methyltransferase complex; nucleus; cytosol. The coding region runs from base 1 to 1257 and encodes 418 amino acids. The record is from RefSeq and is a predicted model, not a curated record.